CAAAUGACAAAUGUGACAUCUCCAUACACUGCUUUGCUUAUAGACCAAUUCAUUUAGUUAUUUGUUAUUUAAUUUUCCUUAUAAGAUACCAGCAAACUGUAACUAUCGUCUUGAGUGAAUCUUCAAUCUGGUGUUGAGUUAUUGCUUUCGAGUCGAGAAAAACUCAUCCAUCAGAGCGAAACAUUGAGAAAAAAAAACAACUCCUUUUAUAUACAAAUUGGUCUAUACCACCCAGGCGCAAAAAUGUCAUCGCUUUGUAACAAUAAUAUUCCAUCACACAAAAUCUUGGCUUAAAUAAUGAACUAAUCUUGAAAUAGGUUUCAGAUAUUUUUUGCAACUCAAAACAAGCAGUAUGUUGCGCGAGACAAGUGUUGUGUGUUUAUUAGUUUUUCUUGUGAUUGUUAAUUGUGAUUUUGUAUUAAGUAGCCCCUAUGACUUGAAUCUAACAGAAAAUAGUUCUAGUGAAAGAAAUUCUCGAAAAAUCCAUCAUCGACAUCGUCAUAGAAAACCAACAACAAUCAUUAUGCCUACGGAAGCUCCUUUAGAGGGUGAAAAUAUGGAAUCAAGGAUACCGAAACUGUUUUCAUUUCAUGCCUUGGAUGAGGAUUUGACAAUUGAUUUGGAAUUCGCGGUACCGUUUAUUCAUGUUCCAGUAAAAAAGAGUAUGCAGAAAACUGGUCAAGCUGUUAAAAGCUUAGUGAAUUUAAAUACACCUGCAAUUGUGUUAGCAGGAUUGCUACUUGGUGGAAGUGCAGUGUUUGGAUUGUUAUUUCAUUCACUAGUUGGAAAAACAACAACCGAUGGGAUAAGAAGACAUUCUAGGAUAACUGACGUUAGCAGCAUGCUGGAUCCUUUCAAAUUAAUACAAAGAAGUUCUGAUGGAAAGAAAAUUGAAACAGCCUUUGGUAGCAUCAUGCAAACAGUGGAAGAAAAUUUUAACAAAAAUAACAUUGACAUAACAGCUUGCAUACAAAAAUCAAUUUGUGCGUAUGUUAAAAAAUCAGCAGAGCAUGUUCGCAACGGUCGUGCAACAGGAACAAAUAAGAUAAUUGAUGGUUUGGUUAGUUCUGAAUGGCUUUUGCAAUAUUUGGAAGGUACUGCAGUUAAAGAUGCUAUAGAUUCAGGAACUGGAAAUACAAAUUGUGGUUACAAAUAUCCAACUUGUCAAUGGUCGAAUCCGGAGACAGAUCUAAUGAGUUUUAUGUUUGGAUUUGUAAAAAAUAUACCAGCUGUUAAAGACAUUUGGUCUUAAAUUGUAAAUUAAAAUAGUAUUUAAGUGCUAAGCUUUUAGUGAUAUUAUGACUUGUAUUUAUUUUUGUAUACCAAUUUUGU
Molecule: messenger RNA, 1332 nt
Organism: Episyrphus balteatus (marmalade hoverfly)
Lineage: Eukaryota; Metazoa; Arthropoda; Insecta; Diptera; Syrphidae
Exons: 4
Coding region: 353-1252 (299 amino acids)
Source: RefSeq, a predicted model, not a curated record